GCAACAAAGAACUUGCUUAAUUAGUUUGUAUCGUGUGGUCCGGCUUGAUGACUAAAAAGUCAGAAGUUAUCGCUAUUGAUGUCGGAAUUAGGAAAUUUAAAAGUACAAAUGUCAUAAUCCAGCCGCCGUUAGCCGCCAUUUUAUUUUUAUAUCGCCAUUUCGUUUCUCUCGUGAGAUGGAGAAUUGAAGUAUUGUAAAGCGAGACAGAAAAUAGGAAUCUGAAUCUUUACUUACGACACCUUGAAUUAAUUAUAGUAAAAGUACGUAUUUAAUAACUUUACAAUUAAAUACUUAUACCUAUAAUACAUUAAUGUGCAGUUCAUUAACAAAGAAUGCUUGGGAACACGGCGUCUCGUCUUCAACUCUGGUCGAGUACAAUGGCGUCCGUUCCGUUUACUCUGAGAGCGCGUCGGAAAUAAUGUUCCUUCAUCCUUUUCUUACAUAUAUCGACUAUUCAGGAGACACCGCUUUCAUAGCGAAUGAUCUUUUUACGAGUAGAGUAGACUGAUAAGAAAUAUUUCCCGUUACCUUCGCACUCUGUGUUUUGGAGUUUCUCUUUCUUGUUUCGCCGCCUACAAUUAGCCGCGCUUUUGUGGAAUUAAAACUAUACUGUGACUGAAUUUAGUAUAAUGUGUGGUGCAAAGUGUACAAUAUGUUUCAGACAUGCAAAGGAUAAGAUGAACAAAAGAUUAGGGAAGUAGUACCUACAUAGAAGUAGAAUUUAUAAUGUUUACGACUAACAGUGUACAAACCGGCACUGUGCCGACGCUGCAGUACCAGGAACAUCCCACUCAAAAGACUCAAGGCAAAAAUAUUGAGAAUGUUCAGCAAAAACCUCAACAGGCUCAACAAACUCAGCAACAGCAACAAGAGUUUCCAACAUUCUGUUACACUACAAAUGUUAACAUGAUUGGUAAGAUAGGCACUGGGUCAACAGGAGGAGCAGCGGGAGUUACUGGUGGUGUGAAUAUAGCACAACUUACAACAGGAGACGAUAAGACAUGUUACAUAGCACAGCCAUUUUCAUACAAUUAUGCACUUGUGAAUCAAAUGCAGAUUGCCCCAAAUGGAAUCCAAAACACCAUAUCCAAUAUUAGUUUCAAAUGUGAUGUUUGUGGACUAAUGUUUGGUCACCUCACUCUACUGAAUGCUCAUAAAAGGAUACACGCUCAAGAUACAGAGAGUAACAUCAGUGUUGUUACGACUGGGGUCACUAAUAGUAAUGAAGUAAAUAUGCCGCCUCAUAUUCAAAUUCUUUCAUCAGACCCCAAUGAGCAGCAAUCACAUCAUGUUCAAAUCCAGGACACGAAACCAGUGAUCAUUGACAAAAUUCAAAAAUGUAUUACAUGUGGUGGACAUAUUGCCAACAAUCCUAAAAGAAAAGGACCUAAACUAAUAAGAUGUGAAAACUGCAUUGCUCAAGAUUCUGUGGAGCAGAGAAAUAAUCAAAUAAACCCAACACAAAUAUUUGUAGCAUCAGAAGAUAAUGUAAAAUAUGAAGUGACAGGUGUUACCAGUGUGCAACAACCCUCUGACCCACUGGCACCCACACAAUCCAAUCAACAGACACAGCAGCAACAAAAAACUUUAGCUGGUCAUCAUCCUGUGAAAAAAAGAAACUUAGCUGCUGUGACCAAAUGUCAAAACUGUAAUGGUUCUGGCAUAAUAUUUGUAGGAGGAAAUAAAAAUAAAUUAAACCAACCCAAUAUUGAUAAGCCAUUUCAUUGUAACAUUUGUGGUGGCUCAUUUUCCCGUUAUUCUUCUCUAUGGUCUCAUAAAAAACUACACACAGGAGAGAAAAAUUUCAAAUGUGGAAUAUGUGGCAUAGCCUUUGCUAAAGCAGUUUACCUAAAAAAUCAUUCUAGAAUACAUACUGGAGAAAAACCUUACAGAUGCAAUACAUGUGGAAUGCAGUUUUCACAGUCACCGCAUCUUAAAAAUCAUGAAAGAACACAUUCAGGCGAAAAACCUUAUGUUUGUGAGGUAUGUGACAAAGGUUUUGCAAGGCACGCUACUUUGUGGAAUCACAGGCGUAUACACACUGGGGAGAAGCCCUAUAAGUGUGAUACUUGCGGAUCGGCAUUUAGUCAAGCGGCGCAUCUAAAGAAUCAUGCGAAAGUACACUCGGGAGAGAAGCCUUUCAAGUGUGACAUUUGUACUGCAGCCUUCGCUGAUCGAUUUGCCUUGAAACGACAUAGAGGAAUUCAUGAUAAAUACGGACAAACAGCACCACUUCCUUCAAGAAUUCAACAAAAUCAACAAGACCAACAACAGCAGACCCAGUCACAAAAUUCUGAACAACAAAGUACGCAACCUGCAGUCGAAGUGGAACAUCACAGUGACCAAGCCAUUUGAGUUUAGUUUCAAUUCCAAGUUGCCUAAACCCCAACAUAAUUUUGUCACUGACAUAAUAUGUAGCAAAUCACAUUCAACAUCCAUUUUAUCGAUGUACAGGGGUUCAAAAAUUGUAAAUAAAAAAAUCAUUAUAUACUAGAACAGCACAAGAAUUAUGUAAAUUUUUAUUUAUAAGAUAUUACAUCAUUGCGAAACAGCCUUACACUGCCAAUAUGAUAUAAUUAUUUGUAAUGGUGUCGUUUUGUAUCACAUACAUGUUUGCUAUGAUCUACAUAAUAAUCAGAAGGCCAAUCAAAUUACAAAUUGUGUACUAUAAAAGAUAAUGAAAUUAAAACAAUGUUUGAACACCUAAGUAGAAUUAAAUUGUUUAUUAUUUUUUGGAAAUAAUUUGGCUGUGCUAGUAAUUGAUUACUGAAAUCAUUAUAAACUGUUAUUUAUUUGAAGGAAAGUAGGAUAUUAUUUUCAACAUUAAUUCAUUUACACUGUUCAUAUUCUUACGGAUCAUAUUGUUUAUAUAAUAUCUUUUGACUGCUUCUCUACUCAUGUAAAUAUUCAUUAGUUUAUUAUGUUAAACUAGAAAACCUAUGUGAUCUAGUAUUUUAGCAUAUCCAAUGACUCUUCGAAUUUAAGUUUGUUAUAAUACAAAUGAGAUGUGCUAAUCAACAUACAUAGAUAGUAUAGAAAAACAGACUUGUAAUGUUUACUUUUUUAAUUUUGAAGUAUGUAAAUGUUGGUAUUUUGGUAAGUGCAUCUCUUUUACAUUGUCUUUGCAUAUAUUUGAAUGCAGAUUUUUGUAAGUUAGACUUCAAUUUAUAGUUACAAAUAAAAUAAAAGUAUAGUAUAAACUUGUACAGACUGUUCACUUUGUUUCAUUCAAAAUUUAUUUGUCAGUCUUUAUAUUUUCAUGUUAUAAUAGUUAUAAAUUCAUGCUUUUGUUUUCUAUAUGGAAUGAUGUCAAUAUCAGGCAAUUUGAAAAUAUCACUUUAAUCUAAUUGAAGGUUGCAAACCUAUAUAUAUAUUAUCAUUCCUUCCUGACCCAUGUUGUCACAUUAUGUCAUAAAUGAUAAAGCAUUAUCAAUACAAGGCAAGUUUUGGAUUUGGCAAGUAAGUGAAUUUGUUGAAAUUAAGAACUUCUAUAUGGAAAGAAAAAAAAUCCAUCAUGCCCUACUAUUUUCUGCUCAAACAACUUUUAUAAAAAGUGGGUAAUAAAUUAUUCCUAACUGCAUCAUCCCCUUUUCAGUGGUUGAUAGCAUUAGACGAAGCCUGUAAAGCCCUUACGGCCUUAGGCAUCCCCAAGGGUGUGUAUUAGUCAGUAAUCUGAUGUUACCCUACAGCCAGCUGUAAGGUAUCCAUGAGGAUUUCACAACAGCUCACCUGAUAAAACAAAAAAAAAAUUCCUAACAUUCACGAAGUUGAUUUAUCUAUAAAUUUAAAUAAACACCUACUAUAGACUUAUGUACAAAUGUUGGUACUCAUCAUUUGCCUUAUGGAAUAAUAAUUGGAACCUGAGGAACUCUAAAAAGGUGCACCUUUAUACAAACCACUGGUACCAUGGAGAUCUUCUAAAACUUCUGAAUGAAAGUUAAAAAAACUAUCUUAGGAGAAGGAUUAAUAAAAGUAACAACAUGAUUUAAAUGAUUUAUUUUUAUUUAUCAUAAAUUAAGUCUUAACCAAAUUCACAGCAGUGUAGUGGUUAAAAUGGAAUUAAAACUUAGGUAUAUCCAAGAAAAAAAAAUAACAUUAUUUAUUCAUACACCCAAUUCUCAUUUGCUGGUGUCCAGCCAACGACUUCCUUGUCGGUGAACCAAAGACCAAUUUCCUUUUUAGCAGAUUCAACACUGUCGGAACCAUGAAUGAUGUUGCGGCCAACCUGGAUGCAGAGGUCACCACGAAUGGUUCCUGGUAAAGAGUCGGCAGGAUUUGUGGCUCCGAGCAUUUGACGUCCAGUCUUCACGACGUUGAGGCCCUCCCAUACCAUGGGGACCACUGGUCCAGAACUCAUAUAUUUAACUAGACCAGGGAAGAAGGGCCGAGAAGCUAAAUCGCUGUAGUGCUUUUGCAGUAAUUCCUCUGAUGGCCAAACGAAUUUGAGUGCUACUAACUUGAAGCCUUUCUUCUCAAAACGCUCGAUUAUGGUGCCGACGAGUCCUCUUUGUACUCCAUCGGGUUUUACCAUGAUGAAUGUCCUUUCACGUUGUUCCGCCAUGACGAAUUACGCUUAUAGACUGAAUGAUACGUGUUGCAGAGGUUAGAAAUUAAAUCAAAGUGGCAGAUCGUGAACAGUAGAGUAGCUAGCUAGCGUGGUAAGGGUUUUUUUUU
Messenger RNA from Chilo suppressalis (striped riceborer), 4674 nucleotides. The record is from the annotation of a GenBank genome assembly. Lineage: Eukaryota; Metazoa; Arthropoda; Insecta; Lepidoptera; Crambidae.